This is a messenger RNA of Paramecium pentaurelia, 501 nucleotides long. Lineage: Eukaryota; Ciliophora; Oligohymenophorea; Peniculida; Parameciidae. The record is from the annotation of a GenBank genome assembly.
AUGAUUUAAAAACCAUUUCUUUAUGUUACAAAUCCUGAGACUUUCUUAAUAUACAAAUAUCAAUAUUAAGAUGGAAAAUAUAAAAAGAUUGGACCACAUAUUCCAUACGAAUUUGAAUUAAUGAAUGUUAGAUAAUAAUAAUAAUAUCGAUAAUGGAAAGCCUUAAAAUUUAUGAUGUGGAGUAUAUUCAAUAAAGAUAAGAUUUAAAAUCCUAUUGAUUUUCGAAUAAUUCUAUGCAGAUUAAUGGAUCUAAAUACAAAUGUACUCUUGGCUAUUGUUAGUACUUUUGGAUUGAGAUAUUUCCUUCUAAAAUUACAAUCUCCAUUUAUGGAUUAUUAUUUUGAAGAUAGACUAAUAACAUUUCCAAAAUUCAAAAAGUAAUCAAUUGCUAUAUUUUAUAGAGGUUUGGCUUAUUCUUACUUUGUUUUUGCAUUGUAUUUUGGAGUCAAAAGUGUAAUCAAUUAGGAACAUAUAUUUGAUUUAAGUUUAGAGUAUGAGUGA